This is a messenger RNA of Phascolarctos cinereus (koala), 1562 nucleotides long. The record is from RefSeq and is a predicted model, not a curated record. NCBI's taxonomy places the organism in Eukaryota, Metazoa, Chordata, Mammalia, Diprotodontia, Phascolarctidae.
AUGCAACGAUUGUGCAGCCUGUUGGCCCUCUCCAGCCUAUGCUGGGGCCUCAGCACCAGCCAGCAUGAGCCAGACCUUAUCACCUCUCUGCCUGGCCUGGCUGAUCUGCCCAACUUCAAGCAGUGGUCUGGCUACCUCCAAGCUGGUUCUGACAAAUACUUCCAUUACUGGUUUGUGGAGUCCCAGGGAAACCCUGAGUCUGACCCUUUGGUGCUGUGGUUGAAUGGAGGCCCUGGCUGCAGCUCUACAGAAGGCUUAUUGGCAGAGAAUGGCCCUUACAGGACAAAUGACGAUGGCUCCCUCUACAUGAAUCCCCAUAGUUGGAAUCUAGUGGCUAAUGUGCUGUACCUGGAGUCACCGGCAGGAGUGGGCUAUUCCUACUCCUCUAGCCAGAACUACAAAAUUAAUGAUCAGCAGGUGGCGGCUGACCAUUACCAGGCCUUACAGAGCUUCUUCACCAAAUUUCCCAGCUUUACCAGCAAUGACUUCUACGUAUUUGAAGAGAGCUAUGGUGAGGUCUACGUGCCCUCUCUCAGUGCUCAAACUGUUAAUGGUCCAGCCUCCAUCAACUUCAAGGGCUUUGGUGCAGGGAAUGGAAUGAACAACCAUCAACUCAAUGAUGAAACUCUCCUUGAGUUCAUAUACCAAGGCAUCAUUGGAGACAACCUCUGGAAAACCUUGAACACCUACUGCUGCUCCGAGGGCGCCUGCAACUUCUAUAACAGCACCCAAGACACCUGCUUCGAUUCGAUCCUGGAGACGUACAGAAUGAUCCAGGGGGUGGGCCUCAAUAUCUACAACCUCUACUCACCGUGUUGGGGGACUACGGGAUACCAGGAGCGCUAUGCCACUGACAUGAGCAACCUCUAUCGCAAAUACCAGUUCAACGCGGCAGUCCCGCCCCCAGGAGUCCCCAUCCCUGGAGUCCCCAGGUGCAUCAAUGCCACAGCUAUGUAUGUGUGGUUGAACCAGGACAACAUGAGGCAGGCCCUCCACAUUCCUGUAUUCUUCCCCAAUUGGGAACUUUGCAGCACCCAGGUGACUUCUCAAUACCAGAGGCAGUACAUGGACAUGGCUCCCUUCUACCAGGAGUUACUGCACAGCAACACCCGUAUGUUGGUGUACAAUGGAGACACUGAUGUGGCUUGCAACUUCUUGGGAGCAGAGAAGUUUGUGGAGCCCCUAUACCAGCCGGUGAUGACCCUCUACCAGCCUUGGUACUAUAAAAGGCAGGUUGCUGGAUUCUUCAAGGAAUAUGAGCAAAUCACCUUCCUCACUGUCAAGGGCGCUGGACACAUGGUUCCCCAGCACCGACCUGCUCAGGCUCUGAAGAUGUCUGAGUCUUUUCUCAGGAACACCACGUACCUGUGUUCUUCCCCUGCUGCUGAUACUUCUCAGUCUGCCAGUGCUAAUCUUGAGAUAGCAGACCUGGGGUCCUUGAAAAACUCCCACAAUUGAUAGUUCACCCAGCAAUCCUAGCUUAUCCAAAUGAACAAUCCUUUGCAAGUUGUCAAGGAUUGGAAAAGAUUUCAGUUUCUGCAAUAAAAAGUGAAGUUCCCAAA